AUGUCUCAAUGCCCAACUGCCAGCACCACUCCCUCCACAGUCUUGGAUUCACAGCCUUCAGGGCUGUUGGAUGCCACCCCCUAUGUCUCCCAGAUUGCAUCUACUGUGUGGCAGAGUCAAGAGCUGCCUCUGUCACAGCUCACUCCCAGGACUCUCAAAAGAAGGUUGGAUCUGGACUCCCAAGAAGAAGGAUCACAGAUAUCCUGCGUGCUUCCCCCCUUGUCCAGGCGUUGGUUAGCAGUGCCCAGCAACAGGGAAGACUUAGAAAAUGGAGGAAGCUCCAUUGUCCCAUCCAUGGCUCCAUUGGAGUCAAGGGAAUCUAUUGUUCCUGCAGCCCCUGAAGGGCAGGAGGACAUUGGGGUUCUUCCCCAAGAAGGAAGGCACUUUUGUUGUAAGGGGAAGUGUUAUCUUCUCACUUAUGCUUGUUAUGUCAAGAGUGAGGAGACAAGGGAAACCUCUUGCCAUGAGGUUAUAAAAGAUCUUGUAGAUCAUCUUCUUACUCUGAGGAGUGGGGAAAAUUCCCUUUUGGAGUAUGCCAUGGGAGUCACUGAGUCCCAUGACCUGAGGGAAGGUGAAUGGCAGCCUGAUUGGCAUUGCCAUGUUAUUGUUUGGGCCAGGACCCUCAUCUCAUCAGAGGCCCUGAACCUAUGGAAGUAUAAGGGAGUUUGCCCAGAGGAGUUCUUAUUAGGCCAGUGCCCUGCAGGGUUGAAGGCUAAGACCAAUCGUAAUGAAGAUUUUGCCUAUGCCAUGGAGGCAGAGGAUGCUGAGGGAUUUUUUGGUUGCUUAAAGGAGCGCCAACCUUGUGAUAUGGCCAUGGGGUAUAACAACCUCAAGGCUUUCACUGGUUACUUCUACAGGGACAAGGGUGCCCUUCCUCAGGGUGUAUGUGAACCCAAGGCCCUUAAGAAGGCUACAGUCAACCUGCCACCUGGUGUUCAGGAGUGGGUUACUUCCAAUAUAUUGGAACGUGACCCUGAAUCUGAUUGUGGUAAGAUCCUUGUUUUGUGGGGUCCCUCAGAGACAGGGAAGUCAGCCCUUGCUUGUUCUUGGGGGCACCACAUUAGGUUCAGGCAGAACCUUAACUCUGAUGAGUUUAGUGACCAUCCUAUGGUUCAGUAUGCAGUGCUGGAUGAUAUGGAUUGGUCCAAGGUUCCUUUGAAGAUGUGGGUGCAGGAAGAUUUCAAUUUCCGCACUAGUUACAGAUCAGAGCGCCAUUGCCAAUGGGGGCGCUCUACUGUUAUAUGUUCCAAUUCUAAGCCUUCUGUAUUUGCUGAUUGUAGUUAUGCCACAGUUGAUGGCAAGAAUUGGAUUGACACCAAUUGUACCUUUGUGUAUAUUGGUGAUAAGCUGUAUUAG
Rhizoctonia solani is the source of this 1356-nucleotide messenger RNA. RefSeq lists its product as uncharacterized. The transcript is spliced from 6 exons. Bases 1 to 1356 code for a protein of 451 amino acids. The record is from RefSeq and is a predicted model, not a curated record. Lineage: Eukaryota; Fungi; Basidiomycota; Agaricomycetes; Cantharellales; Ceratobasidiaceae.